Molecule: messenger RNA, 1094 nt
Organism: Scatophagus argus
Lineage: Eukaryota; Metazoa; Chordata; Actinopteri; Scatophagidae
Gene: iscua
Product: iron-sulfur cluster assembly enzyme
Exons: 5
Coding region: 67-564 (165 amino acids)
Biological process (GO): iron-sulfur cluster assembly; intracellular iron ion homeostasis
Cellular component (GO): cytoplasm; mitochondrial matrix
Molecular function (GO): 2 iron, 2 sulfur cluster binding; ferrous iron binding
Source: RefSeq, a predicted model, not a curated record
CAACAGAAAGUGCUCUUCUUCACUCGCGCUCUCUCGUUGAUUUCCGUUCACCAUCGGCAUCUGAACAUGGCGAUUGUCUCUUUACGAAACUCUGCGUCCUCGCUGUUGUUAUUUAGCAGAAGGUUAUGCAGCCCGCAGCUGAGUGCGCUCUGUUCAUAUCACAAAAAGGUGUUGGACCACUAUGAAAACCCGAGAAAUGUGGGGUCUUUUGACAAAAACUCUAAGAAUGUGGGGACUGGAUUGGUCGGUGCACCAGCCUGUGGUGAUGUUAUGAAACUUCAGAUCCAGGUGGAUGAAAAUGGCAAGAUUGUUGAUGCGCGAUUUAAGACAUUUGGCUGUGGAUCAGCCAUUGCCUCUAGCUCUCUGGCAACAGAGUGGGUGAAGGGGAAGUCGAUUGAUGAAGCUCUGAAGAUCAAAAACACAGACAUUGCCAAAGAACUCUGCCUUCCUCCGGUCAAGCUUCAUUGCUCUAUGCUUGCAGAAGAUGCCAUAAAAGCAGCGCUGUCAGACUACAGACUAAAACAAGAGGACAAGAAGCAGAAACGUGUACAAGCCACCAGUUAAUAUGUUGUGAUUAGCCAUCCAUUAUGGGCAACUCAGUGUUUCACUGCAGUGCUGCCUGGAAGAUUGGCUACUCUACACUACAUCAGGUCUUUCAUUCUUUUGGGUGUUUUAUACCCUUUAAAAGUCUCCCUGUGUAAUUGAUGUAGGGUCACUGUCUUCAAUUCAAGCCAAGACUUUCAUAUUGUUCAAGUGCCGGAUUUUAAAGAUGUUCAUUUGUUUUAAAUAAUGUGAUCAGAAUUAUGAUCCUUAAAUUUGAACAAAGGAGAUUGGCAUUGUUGCCUCUUUGCAGUGUUUUUCUACAAAGAACAUAAGAAAGAUACAUCAAAUCAGAAACUCUCAUACUUUUGUUUUGUACAGUUUUUUUUUGGCAUUUUGACUUUAUUUGGCCUGAGUGUAUAAAAUCACUCCACCUUUUUGGAGGAUUCAGUAUGAAGUGCAGUUAGGUCAGCUUUUUAUGUACACAUGCAAAAAUAUAACAGAAUACUGUAUGAGAUGGUGUGCUUAUUAUGAAUUAAAUUCAUUAAAACAUU